Durio zibethinus is the source of this 591-nucleotide messenger RNA. Lineage: Eukaryota; Viridiplantae; Streptophyta; Magnoliopsida; Malvales; Malvaceae. The record is from RefSeq and is a predicted model, not a curated record.
AUGCCUCCCUUGAACCUGGCAAAGAAGCUGAAGCCAGCCAGAAAGGCCUGGAAGAACUUCACAAACAAACUGAAAUCAAAACUGCACAACUUCAACGUCUCAAAUUUCAUCAAAGCAGCAACUCAUCGCCUCCUUGAGUUCUGCUCGUUCCGUCUCUUUGCACCCUUCAAGAAACGCUUUCUUUCAAAGUAUACCUCCAAUCGCCCUCACCGGUAUAACUACAACAACCUCGACCAUUACCAACACUACCAGAGCCAGCUUCACAAGAACCGUAAAGUUAUAUAUAUAGACCAGCUCUAUCCAGAGCCCAUGUCAAUGCAAGCAAAGCGUGUCGAACCACAGGCGGAGACAAGCAGACGAAAUGAAGGGGAUGACCACAAGGUUUUGCAAAGAAAAGGCAAAGAAAAAGUAGAAGAGAGUAGUAUUUAUAGAAUUGAAGAUGCAUGCAAGGCUAUUGUCGCAAAAUCACCCCAUCUAAGGGGGGUUGAUGAAAGAGCAGAUGAGUUUAUACACAAGUUUCAUGAAGACAGGAAGCUUGAGAAGGAAAGAAGUGAUCUUGAUUUCCAGGAGAUGCUGGCCCGAAGUGCUUGA